UUGCUGAAGGGUUUUUGCAGGGUUUGUGUUUCUCCUUCUCCACGAAAACUAAUAAAAAAUCUAUGAAACAGGUAAGGAAAAGAAGCAAAUUUUGAAGGAUAAGGAAAUGGAUUCUUCAAGAAAUGGAAGGGGCGUAAAUGAUGAAGAAGAGGCAAUACUUAAGGAGGAGAACCAGAGAUUUUGUAUGUUUCCCAUUAGAUAUAAGCCAAUUUGGGAGAUGUACAAGAAGGCUCAGGCCAGUUUUUGGACUGCUGAGGAGGUUGACCUUUCUCAAGAUGUGCAGCAUUGGAACACCCUCUCUGUUUCAGAGAAACACUUCAUCAGCCAUGUAUUAGCAUUCUUUGCUGCAUCGGAUGGGAUUGUUCUGGAGAACCUAGCAGCAAGAUUUCUAAACGAUAUUCAAAUUCCAGAGGCGCGUGCAUUCUAUGCAUUUCAAAUUGCAAUGGAAAAUAUUCAUUCUGAAAUGUACAGCUUGCUUUUGGAGACAUACAUCAAGGAUUCAAGGGAGAAACACAAGUUGUUCAAUGCUAUUGAAAAGAUACCUUGUGUGGCUAGGAAAGCAAAGUGGGCAUUGGAUUGGAUUAAUAGCGCCUCGUCGUUUGCAGAGAGACUUGUUGCUUUUUCUUGUGUUGAAGGAAUUUUUUUUUCAGGAAGCUUCUGUGCAAUUUUCUGGCUAAAAAAGAGAGGCUUGAUGCCUGGUUUGACAUUUUCAAAUGAGCUAAUAUCUAGAGAUGAAGGGUUGCAUUGUGACUUCGCUUGCCUUCUGUACAGCUUCUUGCAAAAGCAACUUCAGUGGGAAAAGGUUCAGCAAAUUGUCGAUGAAGCUGUGGAAAUUGAAAUUGAGUUUGUGUGUGAUGCCCUCCCAUGUGGAUUAAUCGGCAUGAAUUCGACACUCAUGAGCCAGUACAUUAAGUUUGUCGCUGACCGUUUACUGGUUGCCUUAGGGUAUCAGAGGAAGUACAAUGUUGAAAAUCCUUUUGAUUGGAUGGAAUUUAUAUCUUUGCAAGGGAAAGCAAAUUUCUUCGAGAGAAGGGUCGGAGAUUAUCAGAAGGCAUCUGUUAUGCCAAGCCUUCAGGAGGACGGGAAGAAUUACGUUUUCAAAUUGGAUGAAGACUUCUAGUCAAUCUAAGAUAACGUAACUCCAAGUAUCGCAUAUAUCUCAAAAGGUAGCAUCAAAUUUUGCUACUAAACUUUUGUGGUGCAUUCGCCUAUAACAACAUUCGUAAGCAAUCUCAAGCUCGCGUAAUAAUUCAUUACUGUCGAGCCAACCUUUAAGCCAGCAGUAUAUACAAGCAUUCUGGCUGCUGCUAUGUUAUAUCUGUUACUUCUAGGUUUAUAAGGCUUUAUAUAUAUAUAUAUA
Molecule: messenger RNA, 1360 nt
Organism: Mercurialis annua (annual mercury)
Lineage: Eukaryota; Viridiplantae; Streptophyta; Magnoliopsida; Malpighiales; Euphorbiaceae
Product: ribonucleoside-diphosphate reductase small chain A
Exons: 9
Coding region: 107-1120 (337 amino acids)
Biological process (GO): deoxyribonucleotide biosynthetic process
Molecular function (GO): oxidoreductase activity
Source: RefSeq, a predicted model, not a curated record